Molecule: messenger RNA, 611 nt
Organism: Moneuplotes crassus
Lineage: Eukaryota; Ciliophora; Spirotrichea; Euplotida; Euplotidae
Source: the annotation of a GenBank genome assembly
AAAAUGGACAAAGAAGCUUUGGACAAGAACGGGCUCAAUGAGAAAGAAGUGCAGGAAUUAUUGAAAGCUACCUCUGAAAAGUCAAUGAAUAAGAUCAUUCAUGAAACAGAAAUGCUCAAAUCCCAAGCUCAAGUGAAUGAUAUGAAUAUUGAUCUCAAAGAGGUUGAGAACUUCUUGCAGGAAAUUAGCCCAGGCCAGAGAACAACUAUUGAGAAAAGUGACCUUAAGAGGUACCUUGAGAAAUUUCCAAAGAAGUAUUCUCCAAAAGAAAUCAACUUCCUCAUGAACGGGCAAAAGGAAAUGGACGCUAAGACACUGCAUGAAUUAUUAACAACAACAAGUAUUGAGCCUUUUGACCCAAUUGAAGAAGCCUUUAAGUUACUUGACGUUGAAGGCAAGGGCUUUCUGACAGUAGACACUUUCAAAACUAUCUUCUCUAAUCUUGGAUUCGGUGAGAUCACCCCCAGCGAUGAGGAUAUUUUCAAAGAAGUAGCAGAUUUCGAUGGAGACGGAGUUAUCAAUCUCGAAGAUUUCAAAAAAAUUUUAGUCUCUUAUCAAGCUCCAGAAGAGGAAGUAAAAGAAUAAGUAAAUUUCAAUAUUUUUACAUAAAA